Umbelopsis ramanniana AG is the source of this 834-nucleotide messenger RNA. RefSeq lists its product as uncharacterized. The coding region runs from base 153 to 641 and encodes 162 amino acids. The transcript is spliced from 2 exons. NCBI's taxonomy places the organism in Eukaryota, Fungi, Mucoromycota, Umbelopsidomycetes, Umbelopsidales, Umbelopsidaceae. The record is from RefSeq and is a predicted model, not a curated record.
GGCUGUCUCCCAUUGUUUUCGCGCGCCAACUUUUCUUGAAAGGUCAAAUGCUAGCUAGCUUAGCAUAGCAUUACAGGUAUAACGAGUGUUGCUUGAGGGAGGAAUACCAGCUUCUCUCGGUGAGUGGGAAUGAUGUGGAGUGUGAAAAUGGCAUGGUAGCAAAGCCGGUCGGUAUUUGUCUUCCUAAUGGGAUGCUAAAGAGGUUCAUUCCAUCGGCUCGGGUGAUCUUGUUUGUGGUAGGUUGCCGUACGGUGAAGGCAUUAAAGAGGUGUCGCUUGGUGCCACGCUAUUUUCCUUUCUGGGAGAUCGGUGCGGUGGCUGAAGAUCCAAUGUGGAACCAUGAGAAGAGACAGAAUCUCGACGUUUCCUCUUUGAGACACCCGACUCAUCAUGAUUCACUAAAAGUGAUCGCAACACCUUGUUCUAUACAAACAAAACACCGUGAGUGGAUGUUAUUCGAAAAAGUGAUGGUGCCAGUACAAUUACCUCAAUUUCCAAAUCAUGGACCUUGCGCUUUAGAGCCUCAUGGUCCUUCAACGCACGGAUGGAUGCUCGAUAAGUGGACACUUCAACUUCCAAUUCCUUGUUUCGCUUUUCCAAUUGUUGAAGACGGUCGUUGCCAUUGGGUGUAUUCAACGUAAAGACAUGUUGACCGACUCGAGCAUUGAGAGGAGGAGGAAAGGUCAUGAUGAUCUUCUCUCGGCCGUUGCUUCCUUCUUUUCUGGAGACAUCGCCUUGGUAUCUUCUCCCAAACUAUUGGAACGACUAUUUCCACCAGAAGUGCCACAAUUGGUCAAUCGCCGUCUUUGGGCGGGUGCGACUCCGCUGCAACUG